Osmia bicornis bicornis is the source of this 778-nucleotide messenger RNA. It is a transcript of the gene Tim8, whose product is annotated as mitochondrial import inner membrane translocase subunit Tim8-like. The record is from RefSeq and is a predicted model, not a curated record. NCBI's taxonomy places the organism in Eukaryota, Metazoa, Arthropoda, Insecta, Hymenoptera, Megachilidae. The transcript has 2 exons. The coding region runs from base 187 to 459 and encodes 90 amino acids.
GGUAAAAGUUCUUUACAUAAGUUACUAGCAUAUCCCUUCCACCGUUCUCAAACUAGUUACUAUCGAUAGUGAUCGAUAGUAAACUUGAGUAAACCACGUGCGUGCUAGCAAGAUUACUGUAUCAUUAAUCUUAUAAAAUAUUGUUUAAUUCAUUAUUUAAAGCUGGAAAAAUAAAAUACACUCAACAUGUCCGAUAGUAGUCUUCAAGACAGCCAGAUUGCAGGAGCAGAUUCUGAAUUACAAGAAUUUUUUCUAGCUGAAAAACAAAAAGCGCAAUUCCAAGCACAGAUUCGUGAAUUCAACGACAUUUGUUGGGAUAAAUGUGUUGAAAAACCAGGAGUCAAAUUGGACAGUCGAACAGAAACAUGUUUGAGCAAUUGUGUUGAUAGAUUUAUAGAUGUUUCUCUUUUAAUCACAAAUCGUUUUGGACAAGUUUUACAAAAAGUUUUAGAAAAUUAAUUUCUUAAAUUAUUUGCAUGACUGUACUAUAAAUAUUUUUAAUUUCAUCUGUAUAGUAUUUGGUAAAUAAACAAAAAAUAAACCAUAUUUAAUGUUUAGCAAAUAACAAAUACAAUUGUAUAUUUUUUUCAACAAAAUUAUUCUUUAAAAUCUUUUAUACAAAAAAUUCAAUUCAUAUUUUACAUAAUGUACAUCUUAACUUACUAGUAGUUGUGAAAUCUGUUCAAAGGAAUUAUGUUCCUGUUUUUAAGGAAUUAUGUUGUACAGAAACAUAAUAGCCUAUUUUACGACUGAUGUUAUAAUAAAUACAUUUUGAGUA